AUGAGCGUCAAGUUGAUCAGUUCCGAUAACGAAGACUUCACCGUCGACAAAGCCGUUGCAGAACGUUCUGUUCUGAUCAAGAACAUGUUGGAAGAUGUGGGUGACAGUGAUGCUCCUAUUCCUCUUCCCAACGUCAAUGCAAAGAUCCUUCGCAAGGUCAUUGAAUGGUGCGACCAUCACCGCAACGAUCCUAUGGUAUCUCAACAGGAUGAGCAAGAUCGCCGUAACACCGAUAUCGAUGAAUGGGAUCAAAAGUAUAUGGAGGUCGAUCAAGAGACUUUGUUUGAUGUUAUCCUUGCUGCCAAUUAUCUUGAUAUCAAGCCAUUGUUGGAUGUCGGUUGUAAGACUGUGGCCAACAUGAUCAAGGGCAAGAGUGCUGAAGAGAUCCGUCGCACCUUCAACAUCACCAAUGACUUCACUCCCGAAGAAGAAGCCCAGAUCCGCAAGGAAAAUGAAUGGGCCGAGGAUCGAUAA
Messenger RNA from Lichtheimia ornata, 474 nucleotides. RefSeq names its product E3 ubiquitin ligase complex SCF subunit sconC. Lineage: Eukaryota; Fungi; Mucoromycota; Mucoromycetes; Mucorales; Lichtheimiaceae. Bases 1 to 474 code for a protein of 157 amino acids. The record is from RefSeq and is a predicted model, not a curated record. Gene Ontology annotation, biological process: SCF-dependent proteasomal ubiquitin-dependent protein catabolic process; mitotic cell cycle. Gene Ontology annotation, molecular function: cullin family protein binding. Gene Ontology annotation, cellular component: cytoplasm; nucleus. The transcript is spliced from 4 exons.